Messenger RNA from Leishmania braziliensis MHOM/BR/75/M2904, 600 nucleotides. RefSeq names its product putative RNA polymerase-like protein. The record is from RefSeq and is a predicted model, not a curated record. Gene Ontology annotation, biological process: transcription initiation at RNA polymerase II promoter; positive regulation of translational initiation; DNA-templated transcription. Bases 1 to 600 code for a protein of 199 amino acids. Gene Ontology annotation, cellular component: RNA polymerase II, core complex; P-body. NCBI's taxonomy places the organism in Eukaryota, Euglenozoa, Kinetoplastea, Trypanosomatida, Trypanosomatidae. Gene Ontology annotation, molecular function: single-stranded RNA binding; single-stranded DNA binding; translation initiation factor binding. The transcript has a single exon.
AUGUUCUACAAGAUAGUUCUUCAGCGCACGGUAAAUGUAAAGCCAGCAGACCUGUGCAACACCCUGAAUCGCAGUCUUCUGACCUUCCUGCGGGAGGCGGUCGAGGGAAAACCGCUUCCGUCGCCGGACAGCGUCGCCAGUAUCGCGCUCGACUUCGUCACGGCAAGCAAGUCCUCUGCGGUGGUGAUUGCCGUGCUCGAUAUCCUCAAUGCGGAGACGCUGCAGGGCAAGGUGCUGGAUGACGGAAGCGUGACGUUCCGGCUUACCUAUGAGGCGUUGGUGCUGAAGCUGCACCGAGGGGAGGUGCUCGACCUGCUGGUCAGUGAUGUGGACGAGACCGGCUUCUGGGCGAGCGUUUAUGGGGUCAAUAAGCUUUUCGUGAAUCGAAACCAAAUGGGCGAAGAUGUGAAAACAGGCGCUUUGGAGUGGUCUUUCGAGGCGGAAACGGCCGCGUGGGUCAGCAAUGACGAUCGCCACUCCAUCAAGAAGGAUACGAUGGUGCGGGUGCGCGUGAUUGCCGAAACCCCGCAAUCUGAGCGUGGUAUGGCGGUAGGCACCAUCGGUGCUCCGUUUCUGGGCCCACGUAUCGGCAGCUAUUAG